This is a messenger RNA of Acanthoscelides obtectus, 390 nucleotides long. NCBI's taxonomy places the organism in Eukaryota, Metazoa, Arthropoda, Insecta, Coleoptera, Chrysomelidae. The record is from the annotation of a GenBank genome assembly.
AGGAGUAAGAAAAUUAGUUUCUCGUUGGAUACCCCACCUGUUGACUGAAGAGCAGAAAGCAGUCAGGGAUAAUUGGUGUUAAAAAAAGCUUGACCGUUUCAAUUCCGGAAACUCAAAAAAUGUGUACAGCAUUGUGGUCGCGACAUUUGUGUCAAAAGCGGGUCAUAUUGCAACAAUUCCCCGAAAGAAGAAUCAUCCUCCACCAAGACAAUGCAAGCUCACACACAGCCCAAAAAACAAGGCAAUAUUUAACGGAAAAAAACGUGGAAUUAUUGGACCAUCCUCCAUAAAGUCCCGAUCUAAGUCCUAACGAUUUCUUUACUUUCCCGAAAAUUAAAAACAGACUGCGUUUUAAAAGGUUCCAGUCACCAGAAGAAGCAGUUGACGCAU